AUGGACCGCCUGAAGGAGCGCGGAUGGCACGUCUAUUCUGACAUCCGUUUCACCCAUAAACGUGUUCAAUUCGGAUUUUUCUCACCCUGGCAGCGUAAAAUGCUUCAGCAACACGGCAGCAACGUCAUUUGUUUCGACACUACGUACAACGUUUGCAAGCCAUUAGAGGUCCAAGGAUGGCCCAAGGUGAAACUGCUGUUGACAACAUUAGUCGUCCGCAACGCUGCCACCGGCAGCGGGACACCCGUUGCGUGGUUCUUCUGCUCGGAUGAACUGGCCGGACAAAUUGGUAGGCAUCACCUUAAACAUUCAUUGCAAUCAGUCGCCAACCUAUGCGCUACUUCCCAACAGCUACCCGAAACCCCAGCGCGCGAAAUGCACAUGGAAGCAAUGGAAGUUAUCCAUGCCACGCGGUGGCAGGAUCGAUGGCAACGGUUCAAACGCGACUACCGCACCACCUGCCCUGCCUUUGUCGAGUAUUUCCAAACCCAAUGGAUCAACCAAGCCAAAAACUGCAUGUUAUCUGAGAGGAUGGUACCCAUGCAAGGCAUUCAUACCAACAAUUACAACAAGUCCUGGCAUCGUGUUUUCAAAUUUCACUUCAUCUCCCAAACCAAGGUCUUCCGCAUUGACAUCAUCAUCCACAUCUUAGCCGACGAUGUAGAACCUGACUACCGUCAGCUCCUUAUCACCACCACGCUCGGUUUUCGCAAGCAACGCACGUCUAAAUUCCAAAACUACGCCAAAGGGCUCGCCGACAGCUACACGGACAAAGACCUCGCUAGCCUCGGUGUAAUGGUCACUAAAAACUCACCCACAGACUCGCCGCGUACUUACAGUCGUUUCAGUGGAGCAUUACUAGCUUCACUCGCCCUCGGUUUACCAGCUAUUCAAUAA
Melampsora larici-populina 98AG31 is the source of this 897-nucleotide messenger RNA. RefSeq lists its product as uncharacterized. The record is from RefSeq and is a predicted model, not a curated record. The transcript has 3 exons. The coding region runs from base 1 to 897 and encodes 298 amino acids. NCBI's taxonomy places the organism in Eukaryota, Fungi, Basidiomycota, Pucciniomycetes, Pucciniales, Melampsoraceae.